This is a messenger RNA of Nelumbo nucifera (sacred lotus), 1258 nucleotides long. RefSeq names its product aquaporin PIP2-7-like. Gene Ontology annotation, molecular function: channel activity. Gene Ontology annotation, biological process: transmembrane transport. Gene Ontology annotation, cellular component: membrane. The record is from RefSeq and is a predicted model, not a curated record. Lineage: Eukaryota; Viridiplantae; Streptophyta; Magnoliopsida; Proteales; Nelumbonaceae.
CCUUUCCCCCUCUCUCCAGUCUCACGAGUCACGACUGAAGAGUUAGAGAGAGAUUAAGCGAGUUCUGCAGUUCCGCAAGAGAGGUCUUGAGAGAAAGGCUUGAAAGAUGACCAAGGAAGUAAGCGAGGAAGGACAGGGCCAUCAUGGGAAGGAUUAUACAGACCCACCACCAGCUCCUCUGCUGGAUUUUGGUGAGCUCAAGCUCUGGUCCUUCCACAGAGCCUUAAUCGCCGAGUUCAUCGCUACCCUUCUCUUCCUAUAUGUCACCGUGGCCACUGUUAUCGGUCACUCAAAGCAGGGCGACGCCUGCGCUGGAGUUGGUCUUCUGGGCAUAGCUUGGGCUUUUGGUGGCAUGAUUUUCAUCCUUGUUUACUGCACUGCCGGAAUCUCUGGUGGUCACAUUAAUCCGGCUGUAACCUUUGGACUUUUCUUGGCGCGCAAGGUUUCGCUGAUCCGUGCUGUGGCCUACAUGGUUGCUCAGUGUUUGGGAGCCAUUUGCGGAGUUGGGUUGGUGAAGGCCUUCAUGAAGCACGCCUACAACGCCAAUGGAGGUGGUGCUAACUCAGUUAACGCUGGCUACUCAAAAGGAACUGCCCUGGGAGCUGAGAUUAUUGGUACUUUCGUGCUUGUCUACACAGUCUUCUCUGCCACAGAUCCCAAGAGAAACGCACGCGAUUCCCAUGUCCCUGUGUUGGCUCCCUUGCCAAUCGGGUUCGCUGUUUUCAUGGUGCAUUUGGCCACCAUCCCAAUUACCGGUACCGGUAUUAACCCGGCCAGAAGCUUUGGAGCUGCCGUCAUUUUCAACCGAGAGAAAAUCUGGGACGAUCAUUGGAUCUUCUGGGUUGGUCCCUUCGUUGGAGCACUCGCUGCAGCUGCAUACCACCAGUACAUUCUGAGAGCGGCAGCUAUCAAGGCAUUGGGAUCAUUCCGCAGCAACCCAAACAACUAAGAGAGAAACCCAAUCUAUGCGACCCUCUCAUAGAGUCCUGCCGAUUUCUUGUUUUUAUUUGUUUAUCUCUGUGUGUUUAAAGGAUUAUCUUCUUUCUUAUUUUUCUUUUAAUUUAUUCUCUCUCCCUUUUUUUUUUUUGGGUCUGGGGUCGUGUAACAUCGCUGCUGUAUUAUUGUUUGUAGUGGGUGGGGGGUCUCCUUUUUCCUUCACAUCAUUUCGCCAUUUUACUUUUGUCAUGACAUGGUGGAAUUGCGCAUCUGUGUAUGAUCUUCGUGAUGAAAUGAAAAUGAAAUGCAUUCUUUUCUAGAA